AUGCUGUCAGCGUCGUCGGAACGGGCAUCCGAGCGGAUGUCGGAGCAGAUUCGCCGGGGUUAUAUCGUGUUGCCCCAUUUGCAAGGAGAUCGGCGGAGGACGUGUGGUUGCAGGAAGGCACUGUGGACGGCCGCAAAUUCGUUUGCGUCGGUAGCUUUGUCUUCUCACUAUGACUGGAUGCGUGGCCGUGGUUGUCUCAGAAACGAGGAUCGCAUCAGCUUUUUCUUUUGUUUCAGACAUUCUCUCUUUUCCUGCAAACAAUUAAAAAAGAAAAAUAAAUUUGCACAGGUUAUGCCUUCAAGGACGAAUUCCGGCGGUGGUCUGUGGAGGCCAGCCGGUCUUGACUGGUGCAGAUUCAUAGUGAAUCAAGGGUACAACUGA
Messenger RNA from Vicia faba (fava bean), 381 nucleotides. Lineage: Eukaryota; Viridiplantae; Streptophyta; Magnoliopsida; Fabales; Fabaceae. The record is from the annotation of a GenBank genome assembly.